Molecule: messenger RNA, 7646 nt
Organism: Brassica rapa (field mustard)
Lineage: Eukaryota; Viridiplantae; Streptophyta; Magnoliopsida; Brassicales; Brassicaceae
Product: protein PSY3
Source: RefSeq, a predicted model, not a curated record
CUUUUCGAUAUCCUAAAUAAUGUGUUCUAAGUGUUUUUUUUCUUCUGGAAACACAUAAAUAUGAAAACCUUAUCCCAAGGUAAUAUUUUGUGUUUGGUUAAAGCAUGUUAAAAUAUAUAUAUGCUUUGCGUUACUUGGCGUUCAUGUAUAGAAUAUACUAAUGAUCAUCUCUUUUAUCUGAAAUGGCCACGUCCCGUAUUUGGUCCCAAGCGAUAAAGCUACGCUAGGCUGGUCAAAGCCAGUCAAAGCUCGCGGCACGGGGAGGGAAAUAAAAUUCGAUUGAUUUAAUGUUUAAACCAAUCUGGAAUUGAGAGCGACACUGGGCAACUUGGUCUGAACCAUAAAUAAAACUGCAAAUUGCAAUUUGACUUGGUCUCAAUAGGGUUAUUGGGUCUGUUGUUUGCGCUUUGGUGUAGAUUGUCUGGAGGUUUUGUUUGGUACCCAAUUGUAUACAGCCCAAGAUAAUUGGACCGAACUAACUUAUCUGGACGCUUGGUCAUUGAUUUAAAACCCGAUCUCGUUCUACUCAUCCUCCUGCUUCAUUCACCUUCGUUCGUUGAUCUUAGCAACAUUGUUCUUGAUUGGCUCAAGUUUGAACUCCCUUAACUUGUAAGUUCUAUCCCAAUCCAGGGUUCCAAUUCUAUGUUUUAAUUGUAAGAUCGCAUGGUAUAUGAUAGGCUCAUGUGUGCUAAAGAUUAAAUGUGAAGGAAAUGGUCAUUUUGGUGAACAAAGUAAAGACUAGUGUGAUAAAAUGUUUAUAUAAGGAUACAUUAGUUAAUUUCUAAUUUGAUGAAGGCCGGGUAAGAAAUUAAUACUCUAUAGAUAUGUAUCAAAUUCUCAGAUGACCCUAGAGUGUUACAAAAAUUUGAAAAUGGAUUCUUCUAAUUUUAUUUAUGUUAAUUAUUUUCUUUUUAAAUAGAAAAAUUGCACAUAGAUAUAUAUUUAGAUAGAUCACAUGAGAGAUAAGUAUAACACAAGAUAUGAACAUAUCUAAAUAUAUUCUCUUAAAGAUCAUUUCAAUAUGUAUCAAUAAUACCCUACCAGAUGUAAAUGCAAAUAUAUUCUUCCUCUUUUUCUGCUAUACCAAACAUAUACACACGAAUUCGACCAGGUUUGAAUAUGGAUGAUAACAUAAUGAUGAAAUUGUAUAGUACUAAUACAAACUAUUAAAUUACAUUUCCCGGUCAAAUGUAAUCAUGUUAAAAGAAAUAACACAAUAAAAAAUUUAUUUACAUAAAUUAUUGUUUGGGAAUGGUUAUAAAUAAAUCAAAGGGGGAUAAUAUAAAUAUAUAAUGUAAGAAAGUCUUUAAAACCAAAAGGCCGGUGUGAGACAUUUUUUUCUGGCGUCUAUACAUAUAGAAGGGAGGAGAGAGAAGGAUAUAUGUAGAGAGAGGAAGUAUGGCUUGUUCAUCAUCUUCAUCAACAGUGUUAUGUUUGUUCCUGAUCAUCUCCACAUGUGCUCUCGUCUCUUCUGCUCGCCUCAGUCUUUCAUUUCCAGGAAAUGAACUGACGGUGGUGAGAGAACGGUCAUUGAUGGUGAGCACCAACGACUACGGAGAGCCUUCAGCUAACAGUAGACACGAUCCACCGGGUGGAGGUCGACGCCGCAGACGUUGAGAUGAUAUAUAACAAUCUAUCUUUCUUCUUCAUUUCCAUGUUUUACUUGCAAGCUUUCAAAUAAUAUGUAUACUGCGAGAGAAGUAAAAACACUUUUUAAGAAGUUAUGUAACCUCACAUAAAGAACAAAUUGUUUGCAUUUGUGUUAUUUGAUAUCGAUUUCAACUUAUUAUUUUUAAUAGAUUUCAUUUUUGUUUUGUAUAGUUCAUUUUGAGUGCGUGUGUGUGUUGUUAUUGCCGUUUAAUUUGAUUUCAUAUCAAUCUAAUAAUAUACGUCACGACUUUUGGAAUUGUUGUGACAAACAAAAUUUCAAGUUUGUAAACAUCUUUUCUUAUACAGUCACCACUUUCCUAAGAGAAAGGAUUCUUCUUGACUAAUAUUUUUUCUUCAAUUUCUAUCUAGCAUGAGCCAAGCUUCUUUGGUUUUUCACUUUUUCUUAUUAAUGUAAGUUUAUGAUCUUCUCUCUCUUCUCAGACUCCAAUUUUUAAGGGAGAGAAGGUGAUUUCUGGUAAACCGGAACUUCUUCUCCGAUCUCACCCAGGGGCGGAUCCAGUGAUGUGGCAUGUGCCCCACCCUAUUUUUUUCAUUAGUUAUUAGUGUAAAUUUGGUUAAAAUACAUAUAUGCUAAGCUUUUAGUUAUAAAAAAAUGGCUACGUGCCCCAUACCAAAAGCCAUCUUAGAUCCGUCCCUGAUUUCACCGGCUUUACACAUGUGGUGAGAAUGCUUUUGCACUAAAUCCUUUACCUUUCAGUAAUUUUCAUUAAAGAACUAAGGUCCUAUUUCAUCAAAAACAUACAGAUCUAGGGUACUAAUUUUGGAUUUAUAAAAACAUACAGAUUUUGAGUUUUUUCUUUUAAAAACUUUUUUUUCUCAAAAUUGAUCUUGUGUUGUUUUUUGUUUUUGUUUUUAAAUACAAGAUCAAUUUUGAAAAAAAAGAAGUUUUGAGCACAAGGCCUAUUAACUUAAUAAGCAGGCCCUGGUGGGCCAACCAAGAUAGAGUUCAGCAGUGAACUAUAUACGUCGCUGAUAUGUUCAUAUUGAAUGACUGACAUUCAUGUUACUUUGAUAGAAGUUUGUCUAAGAAGAUGAUUCGUUCAAUUCCUGUUUUUGUCUGAUUAUGUAUAUGACAAUGAUAUACUUUUAUCGUUCAAUCUCAGACGUUAUGCUAUCAAGCAGUUGAAUAAGGUGAGCAUUUAGAUUAUGUGAAAAGUUUUUUGUUCUUAUUUCCAUGGAAUGUUGCUUCCUCUAAAUUCUAUUCGGGUUUUAAUUUAAUUAGUCUGGAGUGCGGUUUGUUUGUUGUAUUGUGUGAAAUAUGUGAAACCUCAAAAGCUAACCUCGACGAUGGCACAUAAAUUCCUUACGGACUCUUAGGUGAUGAUUGUUUUCCUAGUUUUUAGAUUUUAGUUUUUGGUUUCUGGAUUUUAGUUUUCAUUCGGUUUUUAGAUUUUAGUUUUUGGUUUUUGGAUUUUGAUUUUGCAGUAGGUUUUGGAUUUUUGAAAAGCAUGAAUGGUGUAUGUAGAUUUUUGUUUUUAGUUUUUGGUUUUUGCUUUUAAAGCUAAUAGAAUGAAAAUAUUAUUCAAAGUAAAAUAUUUAAUCUGCAAAAUAAUAAAAUAUAAAAUACUGUUAUCAAAACACAUAUAAAUUUAUUUAAUAAAAUUAUUUUAAACAAAACUGUAGAUACAAAAUAAAACUGUGGUUAAAUGCAAAAAUAAUAUAUAUAUAUAUAUAUAUAUAUAUCUAUGGUUUGUUAUUUUCUGUAAAUUUUUAGUUUUUCUAAAACAAAUGAUAUAAAAAUAAUAAAGAUUUAUUUUAAAUUUUGGUUUUUUAUUUUAGUGUAGUUUUAGUCUAAAUAUAUUUUAUAACUUUGGUAAAAAUGUAUAAUUUUUUGUAAUUUAAAUAUUAUAUAAUAAAAUUAAAAGCUGAUUUAAAAAAAAAUUCCAGUGUAAUAAAUGUAUAAUACUUAUAACUAAAGAAAUUAUUUAACUUUUCUUUAAGAUUUAUGGUAUACAUAUUGACUAAAAAUUAUAAAUUAACUUACAUAAAAAUUAAAAUUACUUAAUUCAUAGAGAAGAUUAUUAUUUGUAAGUUUUUUUGUUUGUUUUCUAGAAGGGCAGAUAUAAUUAUAUAUAUGAAAAAUUAAUUUCUUGAAAGAAAAUGAAGUCAGUCGUUUGGAAACCACAAAAGCACAUAAAAAGUGGAUUUUGGUUUCUAUGUAUAAAAUAGUGUAGGAGUUGAAAAACUGGGUUCCCAAAAAUACAGGGAAUCUGUUUUAGUUAAAUCUUGAUUGGGUAAAAAGUAGCUUUUAGUGUCUCCGCUGGUAUCGGUCUUUCUCGUUUUUUGGGUGUAAAAUGUUAAGAAAAAUGUUUGGAAAAACUGCGGUGAGCGUGUCAUUCUCAUUUUGUUAUAGAACAAAACUUAGGUUCACUCUCUAGACUGGAUUUUUAAAUUCACCACAUCUCCUAUCACUAAUCAAAUUGUUACCUAGAUAAAUAAUAAAAAUAUUAUUUUUAAAAGAACAAAUCUAAAAUAAUAGAAAAAUAAUAAUGACGUCAAUUUUAAUGACGUUAACGCCGUUAUCUAAACCCUAAACCCUAAAUCUUAAACUUCAAACCUUAAAUUUAAAUCUUAAAAUGUAAAUCUAAACCCUAAACCUUAAACUCUAAAACCAAACCCUAUACCCUAAACCUUGGAUCCUAAACUCAAAUCGUAAAUCCUAAACCUAAACCCUAUACCAUAAAGGUUUGAGUUAAUGUUGAUGUUUUUCUUUUAGGGUUUAAGGUUUGGGUUUAAGGCCUAGGAUUUGGGUUUAUGGUCUAGGAUUUAAGUUUAGAGUUUACGAUUUGGAUUUAGGGUCUAGGAUUUAGGUUUAGGGUAUAUGAUUUGGGUUUCAAGUCUAGAGUUUGGGUUUAGAAUUUAGGUUGAGGGUAUAUGAUUUCGGUUUCAAGUCUAGAGUUUGGGUUUAGAAUUUAGGGUAUAGUAUUUGGGUUUAGGGGUUAGGAUUUAGAUUUAAGGUUUAGAAUUUAGGGUUUAAAAUUUAGGAUGAGUUUUGUUAGUGGUGUUAACGUUAUUAAAAUUGGCAAUCAUUAUUUUUUAUUAUUAUUUUAAUUUUUAUAAAAAAAUAUUAAUAAUAUUUUUAUUAAUUUAGGUGGUACUUUGAUUAGUGAUAAGAGUUGUGGUGAAUUAGGAUGAACCAAAAUUUUGUUCUUUGUUAUAUACUAGUGGCAAACCCCCGCGGAGCUUUGAUUUAAGUUGUUCUAUUUAUCCUGAAGUGUAUAAUAGUAUGACAAAUGUGUAUCGUAUUCAUGGUAGCAUAUGCCACUCUCGAGCUCUGAAUGAGAAUGAAAAUUUUCUCGAAAACAUUGAUGAAUUGAUAUAUGUGAGAGCUUGUUAGCUUGACAAUUUAGCAAUAUAAGAAUGUUAUUAUCAGCCUUCAUUUCAUUUUUAUAGUGAAAGAAAGAAUAUGAACGGUAAUUAGCAAUAAAGAACGGUUGCGUAGUUUCCAAAUAAGUUUUUUUUUGUGAUUCUUGAAAAAUACAGCGAAACAUAUCUACAAUGCUAGAUUAACUUUAGCUCAUGGUUCAAUUUUCUGGCAACAGUUACAGCACGAGCAGAAAUCCUUAACAAACAAAAAUAAGCAAAACCGCCACCACCGGUUCUAACCACUAAAAUGAGUAUCUCAUUUUUUAAAUUAGACCGUUUGAUAGAAUUGCAUAACUGUCUAACUAAGCAUUUGAAACCACAUGGGUGUUCUCGGUUUCUUGAUCUCUUUCUGAGCAUUUUGAAAUUCAAUCUUAAAACAUUGUGACUGAGAGAUAUUACUUGGACAGGAGCAAAAGGGAUAUUUCCAGAGCUGGUUCAUAUGGAAAUUGGCGUAUCUUACUCGAGCCCAGGGGCGGAUCUACUAAGGGAGUAGUGGGAUCUGACCCCAUUAAAAUGAACAAAUAGUUUGUUUUGUAUAAGAAAUACUAAAGAAUCUUCAGCUCAAUUGUUGUUAGUUCUAGUUCUGACCUCUAUAAAUUAGGGUUCAGUUCCCUAAUUGACACUUUUUCAGUAUAUUUUUGCAGAUUUCUUUUCUUAUUUAGUGACAUCUACAGUCCACGUAACAUAUUAUUAAGAAGAAUCAAAGCCCAUGUAACAUUUUUAAAGCUUAUUACAUUUUUAUAUAGUGAAAACACUACUUAUUCUUUAAAAAUACGGCCACUAUAAUACACUAUAACCCCGGUAAAAACAUUUCUAGAUCCGCCACUCCUCGAGCCAUUAGCUAGACAAACGAGUUAUAUGUCGCUAUCAACUGGUUUACUACUUUCGUCUUUGGCCGUGACAUUUUCCGUAUCUGAUUGUGUUUGAUUCCAAGUGUUUUCUUCUUAGUUUACUUUACACGGCGUGGUUUAUACAGAAGCACAAUAACAUAACUCCUGAGGGUAUUUAAAGUUUCUAUUUUUAUUGAAUUAUAAAAUAUUAGGGGUGUGUGAGGUGGUGUAUUUGUUGUAUUUUAUGUAUUUUAUGUUUGUUAUUAUUUUUUGUUAUGAAAAUGUUUGAAAGUACAGUUUUAUAUAUUUUUUGCUAUAGUUAAUUGAUGUUAUAGGAUGAUAUUAUCUUAUACCAAUAUUUUGAAUCCCGGUCCGGAUCCGCGGUUGAACCGAUAAAUCCAGUAAUCCGAAUAUAAUUCGGUUUGAGUUUUAUGAAGAAACCAUUAUUUAAAAACCCAAUAAAACUCGGAACUCGACAACCAGUUGAAUACUGGUCAAACCAAUAAGUAACUUUUAUUUAUUUUUUAAAUUCUUUAAUUAUGUUAUUAAAUUUUUUUAUUUAAAUUAAAAAAUGAGAUUUUCUGAUUUUACUUAUUUUUUUUCUGCUGCCGGAUAUCGACUAUGUAUCUUUUUCUCUUUUUUUUCUUCGUACAUCUCAUUUACACUAUUUAAUUUGUGAUUUAUUUGUUAUUUUUUAAGAUUUUGAUGAAGAUCCAUGCCAUUUGAAAAAAAUAAAGUGAACGAUGAUAAGGAAAACCUGAAUUAGUUGUUGUGAUUUGGUCGGUAUUAGUUUUUUUGGUUAUCGAUAUUCUAUUAUUAUAGUUUAAUUUUUAACUUUUGUUUUUUUAUUUAAAGUUUAACUUUACCUUUCACAUUUAAAUACUAUGGAUUUCAAGUAUUAAUAUUUUUUUAUUAGAUGUCAUAACGUCUAACUUGUUAAUUGUAAAAUAGUCUGAAUUAAAUUUUGAUGUUUUGUAUGUUAAAUGAAAUAAAAAUAAGAAAAUUUAAGUGUUUUCUAAAUAUUCUUAAAACAUAAAUAUGUAUUAUUUUUAAUACCUAAUAAGUUAUUAUUUAAUAAAUUUAAUUAAUAUAUUGAACUGCGGUUCGUCCGCGGUCCAUCGAGUAAUCCGAUGAUCCGGUAAGGUUCAGUGUCCGGUUUCGGGUUUCAAAACAUUGCUUAUACUUUAUACAUUAUUUGUUUGUAUGAAAAUGUGCAGUAUAUUUUGUAUUGUAUUUAAUUAAGAUUUUACUGCUUAUGAUAGAUAUUGUUGGAGCUUAAUUGGUGCUUACGUAGUUAUCUAAUAUAACGUAAGACAAGAGAUUGACCCGCACGCCAGUGCGGAUGCUAAUUUUUACGGUUUUAUAAAUUUUUAUUCGUUAUUUUAUAAUUAGUGUAAGAUGUGUCGUCGUAUAACUAAUUGUAUUCAAAAGAUUUGGACUGAAUCUGGUAAAAAGAUUAUUUAUCGUACAAUUAUAGUAACCCAUUUCAGAUACAUUGGUUAUUUAGAUAUUUUUAUGUUUCUACACAUCAGAAUCAAAAUCAUUUAGACCCGGGAUGAUCCAACUCAAACCUCAUACAUAAAUUUAUAAUAUCCAAGUGGCGCCUAAUUUCAAAAUCCAAAAAAAUUAAUCCCGAAAGAAACAACUUGUACCUCAAUGAGUAUUCGAAUGUCCAUACUUAACUGAUUCUGCAAAUAAAUUAAAAAGAAAACUCUUUUUAUAUAUUAGGCAAAAAUAAGAAAAAUAGAAAGAAUUUUUUAUUUAGGAAAAUAGUUAUAU